AUCUUUUAUGUUAGACAUGCUUCGGAAAACCAGUGUAAAUUAAUUUAAAUUAAUUAUAAUUAUCAUACAUUAUCAUUACUCAAUUCGACCCACUUUAUAAGGUUUAUUAGAUUUGAUUUGACUUUACCGCGCAAGUACUAGACCCAAGGACGUACUAGCCAUCUCUUUUUCACAAGUCUGUCUUUGUACGCUAACCGUGGCGUACGUUUCGUCACUGGAAUACGAGGCGGAUCGGAUUGUUUUCUGUCCUCAUUCCGCCAUUAUUAUUUAAAAAUUCAUCAUUGUUUUAUUUUCGUGUUCGGUGUUAUUUAUUCAACGGCAGAAAGUGAUGUUAUCGUGUGACCAUUUCCCGCUAAAGUGUUGAAGUGUUACGUUUCCUGUUCGAUUAUCAUACCGCUCGGAUAGAAACAAGCAACUGCGAUCAGCUAGCCCACUCUUUAUCACGUGGGUCAAAAUUCAAAUUUUAGAGCUAUGUCUGAAGAUUUUGUCGCGUAUGAGUAUCUAUGACGCUUGGUAUUGAUUUUGCAUUGGCUACACCUAGAAAAACCGGCUUCUUAUCGCAUCUAAACGUUGUGUAUUUCAGAAGCGCGCCGGUCGGGCUGCUCGUUUCGGCCGGGGAACAGUGGAACUGCCGGGAGACUGACGGGAAAGAAUGGUCAGAUCGGAUUGUGCAGUGUAGUGAAGUGAUUGUGUGUUGAAGUGCUAACUGGUAAAGGGAAACUCAGGAUUACAUAAGGGCGUUAUGGGCGAGGAUAACGAGAGAGCGUAGCCGGGCGACGCGGGUCAUGGCCCCGGGUCCCCGGCCACCCGCCGCCAUGGAUGUCCCGGAGCCGCCGUACGCGCCGCCCGAGCCUCCCGACCUGCCAGAGCUCUCAGACCUGACCCUCUCGCUCUCGCAGUGCGACCGAGCUCUCGCGUCAAGCUCCGAUCUCGCCACGAUGGACGACGACGAUAUGGGGAUUCAGGAGGAGCCUAAUCUCGCCAAAGACUCCCAAGAAAUGGAACAGAUCCUCAAUGAUCUCAAUAACACUGACCUGGGACAAGCGGACCUUCUCCAAGCUAUCAAAACACUGGAAACAGGUGAUGUACUUUCAACAGGAGAUGCUGACUCCAUAUUUCCCCUAUCUGGCUUUGAUAUGGCCGAACCGGUAGAUUCAGAGGCUGAUGCACACACAACAGAAGAGAAGAUAAAAGCAACACAGCUUCAGCUGGAGCGGAGAUGUGCAUUUUUACUAAGAAGAAUGAGGAUGUUGCAAGCCAGAACAUUAGGCAAAAGAGUGUCAGAGGAGGUGGCUCAUACAUUUGAAAAAGCUAUGAGAGGAGCCCGUAAAGAUGGUGUAGGGAGACCAAUGGGUCUUAAGGCAUUUCUAAAGAAAGUUGAGACAACAUCAGCUUUGCAAGCCAGUGCCUCCUCUCGGUCUACUUCAGUACUUGGUCCUAAAUACUACAGAGCUGGAACCUCGAAAGGUGAUGCAUCAAAAUCGGCAUCAAUUGCUAUUCCUUCAGGAACACUGGCAGGUCUAGAGGACACGGCAGGGGCGCUGCGAUCUCAUGUGUCGGCUGUAAAGCAUGCGCUGGAUUCAGAUGCUACUGCAUCUUCAUCAGGGGCAGAGAGCAAUGAUGAGGCAGUGGUCUACAACAAUCCUCAUCAACAGCACAUGCCUAUUGAGAAACGCGCGCUGUGGUCGUACCAACGCGCCCGCGCCUCCAUCGCCACGCGCUGGUGCUGGCUCCAAGCUCAGGUCCAGGAGUUGGAGUACAAGAUACGGCAACACACGGAUCUACAUAAACAGGUCCGCGAAGCCAAAGGUCCCGUCCAAUUCGAAGGAGAACCGGCGCAGCCGUCGGCCUACGAGGGCCUCUUGCCCGGAUCCACCCUCGCGGACGACGACUCGGCUACCGAGACCUGCGCGCGCCACCGGCCGCUCCGCCGAGACACCUUCAAGAAGAGGAAGCUGCUGCAGAUGCACAACCUGCAUAUAGCCACUAACAAGGCUGCCAAGCCUGCUGAUGUGCAUUGCAGCUGCGAGCAUGGAUUGGAGAGCUGCUGUGUGUGCACCGGGCGCGCUUCACCUACACAACCACCGUCCGAAGGACUCGCGAGGCUGGACCCCGGCUACCAUCCUGUGCUUAGCGACUUCAAGGACAUUUCCCUCGGGCUGCACUUGGGCGCGCUGACGUCCGCGCGCUGGUUCCGCGCGCGCGCGGCGGGCGCGUGGCGCGGCGCGCACCACCAGGCGCCGCGGCCCGAGCCCCGGCCGGAGCGCACGCCGCCCAAGCCGCGCCGACCCAUCAGAUUGAAAAGAGGCCGACCACCUUUAUCGAGAAGAAUGAAAGAAAGGAAACAGUCUGAUGAAAAUGUAACUUCUACUUAUGAAAGGUCGCGCGGCCGCGGCAGCACGGAGGCGCGCGCUCGCGCGGCGUCGUUCGACAUCGACAACAUCGUGAUCCCGCAGUCCGUGGCCGCCGCCACGCGCCCGCAGAUACUCACAUACAAGGAGAUCGUCACGCCCAAGUGGCGAGUUAUGGAGAUGUCGGACGCGCGUCUGAACAACGGCGUGUCUAAGAUAAGGCGGCUGUCGUUGGAAAGCGAGGAAGAGGACAUAUCUGAUGCGGCGGUGCGCGCGCGGCACCUGCGCAGCGAGGCGCGCGAGCGCGGCCGCUACCUGGGCGCGCGCCGCGGCCGUCGCGCCGCCGCCGCGCCCGACGCGCCGCCACCCACCCCGCCGCCGCCGCCGCCCGUGCCCGUGCAAGAGCCCCACGAGACAGUGCGACCGUACUCCCCGCGCCGCUUCCCCCUCCCCGAGCACACGUACUCGGACAUGCUGGCGUCCAUGCCGCACGGCUACCGGCCCGCGUCCCCUACCUCCCCUGCCUCCCCCUCCGCCGCGGGGGAGGCGGGGGAGGAGUCGCCCGCCGACAGCCCGCUCUCCCCGCUGUCGCCGGCGCCCUACGAGGGCGACGACCCCGACGACGUGGAAUGGGACCCCAGCCAAGAAAAGGUAGAAAAAAGAAAGACCACCUUCAGGUGAAAACGACAGUGAACGAGUUAGGU
Messenger RNA from Cydia amplana, 3055 nucleotides. It is a transcript of the gene nsl1, whose product is annotated as KAT8 regulatory NSL complex subunit 1. NCBI's taxonomy places the organism in Eukaryota, Metazoa, Arthropoda, Insecta, Lepidoptera, Tortricidae. Gene Ontology annotation, molecular function: histone acetyltransferase binding. The record is from RefSeq and is a predicted model, not a curated record. The coding region runs from base 786 to 3032 and encodes 748 amino acids. Gene Ontology annotation, cellular component: NSL complex. The transcript has 10 exons.